Rhinopithecus roxellana (golden snub-nosed monkey) is the source of this 729-nucleotide messenger RNA. Its product is annotated as UL16-binding protein 3-like. Bases 1 to 729 code for a protein of 242 amino acids. NCBI's taxonomy places the organism in Eukaryota, Metazoa, Chordata, Mammalia, Primates, Cercopithecidae. Gene Ontology annotation, cellular component: external side of plasma membrane. Gene Ontology annotation, biological process: antigen processing and presentation of endogenous peptide antigen via MHC class Ib; antigen processing and presentation of endogenous peptide antigen via MHC class I via ER pathway, TAP-independent; immune response. The transcript has 4 exons. The record is from RefSeq and is a predicted model, not a curated record.
AUGGCAGAGGCCGCCAGCCCCGCGUUCCUUCUGUGCCUCCCGCUUCAGUUCCUGCUGUCCGGCUGGUUCGGGGCAGGGAGGGCCGACACUCACUCUCUCUGGUAUAACUUCACCAUCAUUCGUUUGCCCAGACAUGGACAACAGUGGUGUGAGGUCCAAGGCCAGGUGGAUCAGAAGAAUUUCCUCUCCUAUGACUGUGGCAGUGACAAGGUCUUAUCUGUGGGUCACCUAGAAGAGCAGCUGGAUGCCACAGAUGCCUGGGAAAAACAAUUGGAAAUGCUGAGAGAGGUGGGACAGAGGCUCAGACUGGAACUGACUGACACUGAGCUGGAGGAUUUCACACCCAGCGGACCCCUCACGCUGCAGGCCAGGAUAUCUUGUGAGUAUGAAACUGACAGACGCAUCUGUGGAUCUCAGCAGUUCGGCUUCGUCGGACAGGAGUUCCUCCUCUUUGACUCAAACAACAGAAAAUGGACAGUGGUUCAGGACAGAGCUAGGCAGAUGAAAGAGAAAUGGGAGGACAGUGGACUAACCAUGUUCUUUCAGGUGUUCUCAAUAGGAGACUGCAAGAGCUGGCUUAGGGACUUCCUGAUGCACAGGAAGAAGAGGCUGGAACCCAUAGAACCACUCACCAGGGCCCCAGGCACAGCCCAUACCAAAGCCAUGUCCACCAACCUCAGUCUCUGGAGCUGCCUCAUCAUUCUCUGCUUCAUCCUCCCUGGCAUCUGA